AUGCUUGUUCCUAAGCUGACACUGCUGCUAGUGCUGCUGCAUGCAGCAUUUGGCUCCGCCUACCGCUGGUUCAAUUGGCAGUAUGAGGUCACUUGCGAGUGUGACGCCUAUAUUGCUCCUCAGAAUGAAGAAGCCGCCGCAGAAUUCCUCAAGGAACAGUACCCCAAGGGCUCCCACAUCAAAGUUGUCGGAAAUGGCCAUGGAUUCGGCAACCUCUCGACCUGUGUUGACAAUUCUCUCACCGACAAGUCUUCCUACAUCGUUUCCCUCACCAACUUGAAGCACCUCGAAAUCAACAAGAAAGAUAUGACAGUCACCUUCGGUGCUGGCUGGGAUGUCUAUGACCUCACCGAAGUGCUGAAGGUCAACAAUUUAACAUUCAGCAAUCUCGGUGUUGAGCGUGUUCAAAACUUCGUCGGUGCCGCGUCCACCGGUACCCACGGCUCUGGAUCCAACAUCGGAAAUAUCGCAAGCCAGAUCAUUGGGCUUCGUGUGCUGGACGCCCAGGGUCACCUCCGUAUCAUCAAUGAGAAGCAUAACGCGGAAGAACUGAAAGCUUUCCGUGUCAGUCUUGGUGCCCUUGGUCUCAUCACAGAGAUGACUAUCAAGGUCCAACCUACCCUCCUCAUGAAGAGGACCACCAAAGUCUUGAAUGCCACCUCCGACUUCUCGAUUAUGUACAAUGAAAUCGCCCAACUGUACAAGGAGCACGAGCGUAUGACCGUUUGGGGUCCUCAUUUUGACUGGAAUGCAAAGACUCAAAGUUGGGACCUUGAGCCUACCUACUUCCUCUCUUAUUGGGAGCUGACUGACUAUGACGGUGUUCGCAAUUGUUCUUCUAAUUACUGCGCUAACGGCUGCGGUGAUUGUAAAAAGGAGUACUUCUGCUACGACGACGUCAUUGACGCUGCUUCUUGUCCUCCCCAAGGUGUCUGCAGCCGAGAAUUCUACGCUGAGAUCGAGCACUUCCUUCCUAUUGAGUACUUUGCAGAAGCCGCCACCAACUAUACCUAUUACCAGCAGUCCCAGACCCCACGCAUGGACACUCCCUACAACUACCUGAUGGUCAUGCAACACCGUUCCCUCAAGGGCGAUGACGCAUAUAUGUCCCCUGUUAACACCUAUAACCUCGAUCCCUCCCUCAGCGGCGUUUUUGGUAUCAUUGAAAUUGAUUGGAUCCAAGAAUACAACAACUUCACCACACUUUGGCAGAACCAGGAGUUGGCGUACGAAUUCCUUCCUAAAUUUGGUGAAGCCUACAACGUUCGGCCCCACUGGAACAAGAUGAACCCUCCUAAUGCCACCUACACCUUGGAGAAAUUCCCGAUGUUGCCCAAGUUCUUGGCCAUCCAAGAGCGUCAGGAUCCCAAGUGCCAGUUUGUGAACGAUUUCCUAUAUCGGCAACUUGGCAUUGAGCGCUGUGCGGAUUUCAUCUCCAUGUAA
Aspergillus viridinutans is the source of this 1443-nucleotide messenger RNA. RefSeq lists its product as uncharacterized. The record is from RefSeq and is a predicted model, not a curated record. The coding region runs from base 1 to 1443 and encodes 480 amino acids. Gene Ontology annotation, molecular function: D-arabinono-1,4-lactone oxidase activity; FAD binding. NCBI's taxonomy places the organism in Eukaryota, Fungi, Ascomycota, Eurotiomycetes, Eurotiales, Aspergillaceae. Gene Ontology annotation, cellular component: membrane. The transcript has a single exon.